CAUCAGCUGUAGGCCUAAAUAUUCAAGGUUUUGGCGCGCGCUCUCCAUCCCAGCUCGCGCACAGUGGGACGGCGCGCCAAUCAAAAUCCCCGGCCGCUUCACGACGUUGCUAUUUAGACUGUUUCAGUUCUUACUGACCGACUGGAGGAGAAGAGGGGACAUAAGUUGUCUUUGGCACCAUGCAAAGUUUCAUCGGGAUCUCGCACUUCUUAUUGGCUCUUCUGCUGCAACUCAUACCUGCGCAGAUUUCACACCCCCCAGAAGAGGGUCAUUCAAAUGUAAUUGCGUUUCAGGAGGUGUGGGCGAAGAGCAUGUGUCGGCCCAUGGAGCAGUUAGUGGAUGUGGAGCAGGAGUACCCUGGAGAAGUGGAGUCCAUCUACAUGCCCGCUUGUGUCCCACUUUGGAGAUGCUCUGGUUGCUGUGGGGAUGAGAACCUGGAGUGCCAGCCUAUCCUGGAACGCAACAUCACUCUCCAGGUGUUAAGGAUUCGUCCCAUGAAAUCUAUGAAUCACGUGGAGCUCACGUUUGUGGAGCAUCAGAGAUGUGAAUGCAGAGCCCGGCUACUUCUAAAUAAUAAAAGCAGCGGUGAGUCUAUAAAGAACAGACCUCGGAGGAGGAAGCACAAGAAGACAGCAAACGGUUGUGGCAAGUGCCAGUUCCCCCAACACAAGAUAAAUCUUCAGUGAUUCACCUGUCUGUCCAAAGAUAUAUUUGGAGGAGUGACUUUGGUGUGGGGAACAACAGCACGUCUGUGAACUAAUCAUCUGACUAUUAAUCUUCUAUCUAUUAUUAUCUCUCCUCAUCCAUUGCAUCCAUCAAACAUCAGACUUUCCAUCCUAUACAUGACAUUGUUUUUCUCUUUUGAUUAAUUAUUGAAGCAAACAAAUGUAUCUACAGACCUCUUUAACUGUAACUGCUGUUUUUUUCAUGGGCCAAAAUCAACUUCAAUUUUGAUAAAAAAAAAAAAAUCAAGAUGCUUUUGUGUGUGGAUUUAAAGAAGAAAUGGGAUACAGCAGAUUAGGGGUUGGUAUAGGAGAUAACAUGGAAUGCUGCCAGGGGAAAGGAUUAAUCCUGACGUGUUCAAGGUUAACUGACAGAUCAAUGGCAACAUUCACGCACAGUGUGGAGACUUCAUGACUUCAUCUUCAUUGUAACUUCUGUCGAUUGACUCUUCAUAAUCAUAAUAUGUGACUUUUUUAAGUGUUGUUUACUGUCUUUGGACAUAAGUUCAUGAAAUAAAAUUCACUUCCAAAUA
Molecule: messenger RNA, 1255 nt
Organism: Scatophagus argus
Lineage: Eukaryota; Metazoa; Chordata; Actinopteri; Scatophagidae
Gene: pgfa
Product: placental growth factor a
Exons: 7
Coding region: 180-686 (168 amino acids)
Biological process (GO): vascular endothelial growth factor signaling pathway; positive regulation of endothelial cell proliferation; sprouting angiogenesis
Cellular component (GO): membrane
Molecular function (GO): growth factor activity; chemoattractant activity; vascular endothelial growth factor receptor binding
Source: RefSeq, a predicted model, not a curated record